This is a messenger RNA of Sitodiplosis mosellana (orange wheat blossom midge), 1179 nucleotides long. RefSeq names its product beta-1,3-galactosyltransferase 5-like. NCBI's taxonomy places the organism in Eukaryota, Metazoa, Arthropoda, Insecta, Diptera, Cecidomyiidae. Gene Ontology annotation, molecular function: hexosyltransferase activity. The transcript is spliced from 3 exons. Bases 1 to 1179 code for a protein of 392 amino acids. Gene Ontology annotation, cellular component: membrane. The record is from RefSeq and is a predicted model, not a curated record.
AUGAAUAAAAAGUUUCUUGUGAAAAUUAUGCUGACCGCUGUGGCAUUUUCGAAUAUUCUAACAAUUUUUGUGCAAUUUUCAAUUCAUUCUUGGUUUGAAACGUCAAAAUUGUUUGAUAUUCUGGGAAAUGUGAAUGAGUCUUCGAAUCAAGUGUUUGAUGUUCCCGAGUUCAAGUAUUUAAUUUCCAAACCGAAAUGCAGUCGUAACAGUUCAGCUCCAUAUUUUGUCACGUUGGUGCAUUCAUCGCCGACGCAGUUUGAAAGACGGGCUGCUUGCCGAGAUACGUGGGCACAUUCGGAUCCACGAACGAAAACCUAUUUUCUGAUGGGAAUGGUUCAGUCUUCGUCACUUCAGAAGAGAAUCAACGAAGAAGAUGUACGAUUCAAUGAUAUCAUUCAAGGCAAUUUCGUUGACUCUUAUCGUAAUCUGACGUACAAACACACAAUGGCCUUGAAAUGGUUUUCAGAUAAUUGUCCCCAUGUCAAGUAUCUGCUGAAACUGGAUGAUGACGUCUUUGUGAAUGUUCCAGCCGUUCAUGAAUAUUUGUUGAACAACACAGACCAAGUAGCGCAUUUACAUGGCCUCACAAAUAUUCGUCAUCUAGUUCAACGCAGGGGAAAGUGGAAAGUGAGACCUGAAGAAUUUAACGGUGGUAUAUAUCCAGAUUUUGUAUCAGGUCAAUCGAUCAUUUAUUCGAGAGAUUUUGUGCAUGAGGCUUUCAAAAAGACAUUCACAACACCAUAUUUCUGGAUUGAUGAUGUUUAUGUAACCGGGAUAAUUCGAGAAGAACUUAAUGCCACAAUCAAACCGAUUGGCCACCUAAAAUUGAAUGGCGAUAACCUGAAGAAUGUCUUGAAAGGAAAUUUAAGCUGUCAGCCAGUCAAAGUCAGCAAAUUUGUAACUGCGGCAUUUGUUGGUUAUCAAGCGCAUGAAUUGACCGACGGAUUGAUGGAAAAUCAGAUCGUGCCAUAUCAAAAACAAAUUCCAUAUCCACCACAAGUUCCAUAUCCGUAUACCAAACCGGAAGAAGAUGAUUUGGGCGCAAACGAAAUCGUUUUGAUUCUGCUUUUGAUCAUCGUUGCUCUUUUGCUGUUGGUUCUGGUCAUCGUAGGGGGAUCAAAGUGCAUUUUGUAUAUCGAAAAACGUGCCGUAAAACUCUAUCGAGAUCAAAAUGAAUAA